GGUGGACAGUUUCGUUGAAGAACUUGGCCUUCUAUAUCAAAUGUGUUCCAGCACUUUGAUCUCUUCAAUAUGUAUGAAAUUUGUUCAUCUACCCUCCAUAUAUGAAUACUCACGCAAAAUAAGCACCAUCUAAUUGGUCGAUCACUUCCAUGCCGAAAAUUGUUCGGUAACUUCCGAGAAAUCAUGCAAGUUUAUAUCCUCACAUCAUCGCAACUCUUAUCAAGAGCUUUCGAAGCUCGACAAUCACCCUCGCAAUGAUUGUCCGGUCUCCUAUAUUUGCUGGUGCUCUACGGCAAAAUGGACUGGGAAAUGUGUGCCUUUCAUGUUCCCUGCGAACGGAAUUGAGGGGCAUUCGAAGAGCUGAGAGGAAUUUCUCGAAUACAAAUGGUAGGAAAACAACAAUAGUGCAAAGAUUGGGGACUGGAUAUUUCUUUGCAAAUAGAGACAUCUUCGGGAAUAUAGGAAGGGGUGGCAUGAGUACUGCUGUGGAUUCACUCAGUAGGAAAGAUGUAGACGGGGCAAAAGAAAGCAUUGAGAAGAGAUCUACGAUACCGGCUACUGCACAAUUAGAAAACCUGCCACCGCAUCGACGAAGGCGGCAUAAGCAAUCACUUGAACAAGAAGGCGAUAAAGAAUUCCUUCCUGAGAAUGCCUCCACGAUCCAUGCCGACCGCGCGAGUGCACUCCCGCAAUCCUCCAUAAAACGACUAUUAUCCAUCCUCUUAUCGCUCACCAAACCCCGCCUUUCUAUGCUCGUCGUUCUUACCGCAUGCUCAGCCUAUACAUUAUACCCAGUACCUUCACUCUUAUCCUCGACUCUUCUUGAAACACCCAGUUUGAGUACCCUUACCCUUCUCUUCCUCACGACCGGUACGGCCCUGUGCGCCGCUUCCGCAAAUACCCUGAAUAUGCUUUACGAACCUAAAUUCGACGCGCAAAUGUCACGAACACGAAAUAGACCUCUUGUUCGUAAACUCAUCUCGCCGGGUGGGGCUUUACUUUUCGCAAUCGCGAGUGGAGUUGUUGGGGUAGGAGGUUUAUAUUAUGGGGUUAAUCCCACCACUGCAUUUUUGGGUGCUUUGAAUAUUGGGCUAUAUGCUGGUGUUUAUACGCCAUUGAAAAGAGUUACAGUGUUUAAUACCUGGGUCGGUGCAAUAGUUGGAGGUAUUCCUCCAUUGAUGGGGUGGACUGCUGCAGCUGGACAAACAUCCUCGCAUCUUUCUUCUUCGUCGACACCUGAAUGGCAGGAUCUACUCCUUGGACCAGAUAGUGCAGGAGGUUGGCUGUUAGCAGGAUUGCUAUUUGCAUGGCAACUUUCGCAUUUCAUGCCUUUAUCCUGGUCUAUUCGUGAAGAAUAUAAAGGUGCCGGAUACAGAAUGUUAUGUUGGGUAAAUCCUGCCAUGAAUGGUCGCGUGGCUCUGAGAUAUAGUAUCGCAUGCAUACCCCUAUGCAUCGGUCUUUGCUAUGCGAAUGUAACUGAAUGGACAUUCGCAGCAGCUAGCAUGCCUGUAAAUGCAUGGUUGGUGCGAGAGGCCUACAGGUUUUGGAAAUACGAGGGCCAAAAAGGAAGCGCGAAAAAGCUUUUCUGGGCAAGUGUUUGGCAUUUACCAGUCGUACUUGUUUUGGCAAUGGUGGAGAAGAAGGGCUUGUGGAGUAGAAUUUUAUCAGUGAUUUUUGGACAGAGAACAGAGGAUGACGAGGAGUGGGAAUACGUGGACGAGGAUGAGCAUGAGGAAAUAUCUGUGCAGAAAUCACCUGUUUCAGUAGCCGUCUCGGCAAACUCAACUAGAUAAAUCAUGCGGAAGAAAAUUUGUAUGUUUAUAGAGAUUCUCUUAUCCAUCUCUACUUUUGUAUUUUGUGUGUACAAUAGUUUUCGCGUGUGGUUUUGUAGAUAUGAACCUACCAGCGGGCGUGCAAUAUUAGAAAUAUUACUCUAUAAAUUCGAGAUUACGUCUCUCAAUCAUGAGCUAAAUGGAUGCCGAAAUACGUUCUUACUGGCAUAUAGUUCUCUCCUCUUUCUAGUCUACCAAUAACACGAUCUUCA
Messenger RNA from Botrytis cinerea B05.10, 2044 nucleotides. RefSeq names its product Bccox10 (gene Bccox10). The coding region runs from base 255 to 1793 and encodes 512 amino acids. Gene Ontology annotation, cellular component: membrane; mitochondrion. The transcript has a single exon. The record is from RefSeq and is a predicted model, not a curated record. Gene Ontology annotation, biological process: heme biosynthetic process. Gene Ontology annotation, molecular function: protoheme IX farnesyltransferase activity. Lineage: Eukaryota; Fungi; Ascomycota; Leotiomycetes; Helotiales; Sclerotiniaceae.